Messenger RNA from Exophiala xenobiotica, 303 nucleotides. RefSeq lists its product as uncharacterized. The record is from RefSeq and is a predicted model, not a curated record. The transcript has 2 exons. Bases 1 to 303 code for a protein of 100 amino acids. NCBI's taxonomy places the organism in Eukaryota, Fungi, Ascomycota, Eurotiomycetes, Chaetothyriales, Herpotrichiellaceae.
AUGAAACGAAGCACUUCAUCUAUUUUUAUCUUGGCCAUGUUGCUAUUCUACUGUUCAAGACUCAAUGAUUGCAGCAAAAUUAGCGAUAUGGGCGUCUCAGGGAAAACAAAUGAAUCGGGGUCAUUACUCUUGAUAUCGUACUUUAUUCAUUGGAGAGUGCUGCCAAUGACGAUCGAAUUCUGCCGGAGUCUUGAAGUAAAUGUUAUGAACAGAGGAGGGUAUAAUUGGGUGCUAUGCCGUCGAAGCUCUCAAUGGACAUAUCAAAGCCGAUGGCUACCUUACAGUACGGUCCACGUACCUUAA